AAAAAAUCAAAAUCAACUUUUUUUUUGGAUAUAAACAAUCUUUUUUCUCAUCGACAAAUGAUGAUUUGCCUGUCUUUGUUUUGAUUUGUACUAAAGACACACACAACACAAGAAUCGAAAGUUUUUCAAUUUUUUUCCCUUCUCUACAAGAAUCCACCAGAAUUCAAACAGAUAGACUUGAAAUUGAAAAAAAAUCGGAUGCCCAAUUUCAUCUUAUUUCUUCGAUCUGUAUAGACAAGAAAAAAUCGUUUCAUCAUCUAUUUUUUCAUCAUAAUUAUAUUGAGUAUCAUGGCAUUUGCAAUGAUUACAUCAAUCAUGUCAACAAUAGGAAUGAUGAUGUUUAUUUCGAAUGUAAUUCCAAAGGCAACAACUUUUCCUUUUGCAACCGAAACAGUUGAUACUAUUGCACCAUUGCCACCAAUUCUAACAACAACAACAACGGAAAAACCAAUCGAUGAUGAUGUAAUCAAUCAAUGUCCAAAUGGAAUGUUUCAAUGUUGGUUAAAUCAAACAAAAAAAUCCAAUCAUUUAUUUGAUGAUUAUGAUGAUUUUCAAGCAUUAACUAUACCAAGUUUUAUCUGUAUUGAUCGAUCACGUGUUUGUGAUGGUCAUCAUGAUUGUCCAAAUGGUCAAGAUGAAUCGGAUGACCAGUGUCAUCCAAAUAAACCAGAUAAUCAUACUGUUAUCGCUAGCGGCUGUUAUCUUUGUCGUAAUUCAACUGAAAUAUGUAUUGUAAUGUCAAAAUUAUGUAAUAAUCAUCCGGAUUGUCCAUUAGGUGAUGAUGAAAAUGAAUGUCAAAAUUCAAAACAUCCAAUUCUAUCGUCAUCAUAUGAAUCAAGAUUUUCUGCCAAUCAAUAUGGACCAACUAAUAUUAAUAUAGUUAAUCGAGAUUCAGGAAAUUUGGAAAAAAAUCCCAUUUUACCACCGAAUAAUUCUAAUGAUGCGGGAAUGGAACCACUUCGCGAUGGUGAUAAAAAUUUGCCUACAAAUAAUCAACCAUCCGUACAGGAUGGUGUUGGUUUUCAAUUUCGUGUCAAUAAUUUUGUUGUUUAUAAUUCUGUUGUGAAAAUGUUUAAUCAAGAUUCGGAUAAUGUUGCAUCGAAAGAUGCUGAACAAUCAACAACAACCGAAGCUUAUCCUCAUCAUCAUUAUCCAAACAACAAUAAUAAUUACAGCCGAAAUCAUUAUCAUUGAAAAAUCUUAAGCCAAUUUAAAUUGUUAUUUUUUAAUCAU
This is a messenger RNA of Dermatophagoides pteronyssinus (European house dust mite), 1233 nucleotides long. RefSeq lists its product as uncharacterized. Gene Ontology annotation, cellular component: plasma membrane. Gene Ontology annotation, molecular function: protein binding. The record is from RefSeq and is a predicted model, not a curated record. Lineage: Eukaryota; Metazoa; Arthropoda; Arachnida; Sarcoptiformes; Pyroglyphidae.